UAUUUUGCCCCAAAGUAUGUGUAACUCAGAUGGAGUAUACAUUAGCCAUUCCGUAAUCGGCACUCCUCCCCUAAACACUCUCACUCUCAUCGGAGAAUUAAUCUUUUCAGACUACGCCGACGAAACCACCGUCAUUAGUCUUUUAUUUCCUCCGUCGCUAUUGUUCUUCAUCGGCCAAUCCUGAUCAAUUUGGCGGGCCCUUCUGUUGUGAAGGGAGUUAAGUUAAGCUGCGCAAAUACUUGCAGACUGCAGUCCGCCAUUUCCAUUGAAGUGAUUGAUCUUGCUUUGAUAUGGAACUUGAACGAGAAUCAGGAACAUCCUUUUCUCAAGAGGGUGUAUCAGAAAUCUCAGAAGAAUGUCAUUCAAAUUCCAGCAACCUAUAUGCCAUUGACACGGUGAAGAAGCUACUGUUUCGUCGAAUGCUGGUUGGUGUAAAUGAUGGAAGGUUUUUCAUGGGAAACUUUCAUUGCAUGGAUAAACAAGGCAACAUAAUUUUGCAAGAUGCUGUUGAGUUUCGAAGUGUAAGACGGUCAUCUCCUUCGCCAAUGGAACAACGUGGUCUUGGUCUUAUUCUCAUCCCUUCAUCGUGCCGGAUCUCCUGUCGGGUUGACUCCCCAGUUGAAGAAGAAUUGUCAAUGCUCUCAUUGAAGGAUAUUUAGGUGUAGAAGAUGCGACUCUCAUCUUGUAGUUUUAAUGUUUUUUUUGACAAUGCAGAGUAUUAGGGAACUUAAAUGCGAAUAUUUGAAAACUUCAUAUUUUUUGGGUUGAAUGAUAUUGCUAAUGUGUGGCCUUCUUCA
Molecule: messenger RNA, 797 nt
Organism: Spinacia oleracea (spinach)
Lineage: Eukaryota; Viridiplantae; Streptophyta; Magnoliopsida; Caryophyllales; Amaranthaceae
Exons: 2
Coding region: 291-659 (122 amino acids)
Cellular component (GO): NatC complex
Source: RefSeq, a predicted model, not a curated record